CACGCCGUGGCUGGAGCAGCCGCCAGGCUGGGCCGCGCGAGGCGGAGCACUGCCGUGGACACCCACCGGCAGGCGGGCGGCCUGACCCAGCAGUCGCAGUCAACGACUGGCGCGCCGGGGUCCGGGAAGGCGCUGAGGGCUGCCGCGAGCUGUGGGGCCGCGGUUUGCAGGAGGCUGUGGGGAAGCGGCUGAAGUCCCGGCACUCACGCGCCUUCAGAGGCGGGGAGCCCCGCCGCGCACAGAGGCCUGCCUCGGCUGCCCCUGGCCUCGCGAGGCCUGCGUCUCCUCCGCUGCUCCUCAGAGUGCGGGGAGACACUGCUGGCGGUGGGGCCUGAGCGCGGCGCCCCCUCCUCAGCUUCGGCCUGACAGCCUAGCAGCCGGCACUUUUGACCCCAGUAGAGCCUAGGGGACUCCCUGCAGGAAGACGGCAAGACUGGUGCGUGGUGGCACCAGCUGAGGGAACGGGGUUGGUGCUGGGAGGAGAGGACCGUCCGCUUACGAGAAAGCAGGCCCCAAGGCAUGAGAAGGAGGGAUGCUCGAGAAAGACACCGGCCCCUUCUUUUUCUGUGCUGGGUGGUGAUCCAAAACCCAUGGGGAAAGAUCAUUGCCGAACACCUGGAUCGGGUCUGUCAUGUACAGAGGAAGCAGCUGUUUUACGUGUUUGCUAGUCUGAAAGAAGUAUCUGUGAAUUGAAGCCGAGGGUUUGCUCAUCUCAGAGAGGAAGACAGGAAUCAAAGUCAGGAGCCUACUGCAGCAUCUGGCUGCUCUUCUACCACCUGAGCACCCUGAUUGUGCCACCCUGUAGGCCAUGGAGAAUGAGCUGCCGGUCCCACACACGUCCAGCUGUGCCGGUGCCACAAGCAGCAGUGGGGCCAACAGCAGCAGUGGCUGCAGCAAUGGUGGCAAUGGCCGCCCCACAGGACCCCAGAUUUCUGUGUACAGUGGUAUUCCUGACCGGCAGACUGUGCAGGUGAUCCAGCAGGCCCUGCACCGGCAGCCCAGCACAGCAGCUCAGUACCUGCAGCAGAUGUAUGCCGCUCAGCAGCAGCACCUCAUGUUGCAGACAGCUGCCUUACAGCAGCAGCAGCUCAGCAGCGCCCAGCUCCAGAGCCUGGCAGCUGUACAGCAGGCAAGCCUGGUGGCCAACAGACAAGGGAGUACUUCUAGCAGCAGUGUGUCUGCACAGGCCCCAUCCCAGUCAUCUUCGAUCAACCUGGCAGCCUCUCCGGCUGCAGCCCAGCUCAUCAACCGGGCCCAGAGUGUCAAUUCAGCCACAGCCUCAGGCCUUGCCCAGCAGGCUGUGCUGUUGGGCAACACAUCUUCUCCAGCCCUGACUGCAAGCCAAGCACAGAUGUAUCUCAGGGCACAGAUGCUCAUCUUCACGCCCACGGCCACCGUCGCUACUGUGCAGCCUGAGCUCGGCACUGGUUCCCCCGCGCGGCCCCCUACCCCGGCCCAGACCCCUCUCUUCCAGGUACAGAACCUGACCCUCCGAACACAGCAGACACCAGCUGCAGCAGUCUCGGGCCCUACCCCCACUCAGCCUGUCCUGCCCAGCUUGGCCCUGAAACCUACACCAGGCAGUAGCCAGCCUCUGCCUACCCCAUCACAGGGCAGAAACACUGCUCAGGGUUCUCCUGCAGGUGCCAAGCCUGGCUUAGCUGACAAUGUGAUGGAGCCACUCAAGAAAGGAGAUAGCAACAGCAGCCUGCCAGGGAGUGUGGAGAGCCGGGCUGGCCUCGGCCGGACGAUCCCUGCUGUGGCCACCCAUCCCCUUAUUGCACCAGGCCCUUGGUUCCACUCCCCCACUCCCACCUCCGGAAUGGAAAGCAGCUGGGGGAAGCCUCCUAGGGCUUAUGCUCAACUGCAGCCACAUCAGCUCCUCCCACAGCCAUCAUCAAAGCACCUGCAGUCCCAGUUUGUGAUCCAGCAGCAGCCACAGCUGCAGCAGCAGCCCCAGCCACCACGGCCUGCAUCCCAAGCCCAGGCCCAACCCCAGCUCGCCUCAGUCCUCCCAAGUGUGGCUUUGCAGCCCAGUUCAGAAGCCCACACCAUGCCACUAGGCCCAGCUACACCCACCCUGCCACUCCAGUGUCCCACUGCCCAUCUACACAAGCCUGGCAGCAGUCAGCAAUGUCACCUUCCCACGUCUGACCCUGGGCCUCAGAAUGGACAUCCUGAGGACAUGUCCCACACCCCUCAGCGCAGGUUCCAGCACACCUCAGCUGUCAUCUUACAGCUACAGCCUGCUUCGCCAGUGCCUCAGCAGUGUGUCCAUGAUGACUGGAAAGAAGUGGUGCCUGGGGAGAAGAGUGUGCCUGAGCCUCGGUCAGGCCCAUCACCACCUCAGCAAGCCAUUGUCACUGCCAUGCCUGGUAGCCUGCCUAUACCCAAGAGCCCUAACAUCCAGCAGUCCCCAGCUCACGAGACAGGGCAGGGCAUUGUUCAUGCACUGACCGACCUCAGCAGCCCCGGCAUGACCUCAGGGAACGGAAAUUCUGCCUCCAGCAUCACCGGCACUGCCCCCCAGAAUGGUGAGAAUAAACCACCACAGGCCAUUGUGAAACCCCAAAUCCUGACGCAUGUUAUCGAAGGGUUUGUGAUCCAGGAGGGGGCGGAGCCUUUCCCGGUGGGACGCUCGUCCUUGCUGGUGGGGAAUCUCAAAAAGAAGUAUGUACAGGGGUUCUUGCCUGAGAAACUUCCACAGCAGGAUCAUACCACCACCACUGACUCAGAGAUGGAGGAGCCCUACCUGCAAGAAUCCAAAGAGGAAGGUACUCCCCUCAAACUCAAAUGUGAGCUCUGUGGCCGGGUGGACUUUGCCUACAAGUUCAAGCGGUCCAAACGCUUCUGUUCCAUGGCUUGUGCAAAAAGAUAUAAUGUGGGAUGUACCAAGCGAGUGGGACUUUUCCACUCAGACCGCAGCAAGCUACAGAAGGCAGGGGCCACAACCCACAACCGCCGCCGGGCCAGCAAAGCCAGUCUGCCAACACUUAGCAAGGAUACCAAGAAACAGCCAACAGGCACUGUACCCCUUUCAGUUACUGCUGCAUUACAGCUGACGCACAGCCAGGAAGACUCCAGCCGUUGCUCAGAUAACUCAAGCUAUGAGGAACCCCUGUCACCCAUCUCAGCCAGCUCUUCCACCUCCCGCCGGCGACAAGGCCAGAGGGACCUGGAGCUCCCUGACAUGCACAUGCGGGAUCUGGUAGGCAUGGGACACCACUUCCUCCCAAGUGAGCCCACCAAGUGGAACGUAGAAGAUGUCUAUGAAUUCAUCCGUUCUCUGCCAGGAUGCCAGGAGAUCGCAGAGGAAUUUCGUGCCCAGGAGAUUGAUGGACAAGCCCUGCUGCUGCUCAAGGAGGACCACCUGAUGAGUGCCAUGAACAUCAAGCUGGGGCCUGCCCUGAAGAUCUAUGCCCGCAUCAGCAUGCUAAAGGACUCCUAGGGCUGGCAGGGCAGCCAGUCGGGGCCCAGGGCUCCCAACUGGGCACAGCCAGAUAGACAUUCCUGAGGGGCCCAGAGAUGGGGCCAGUCAGUGAGAAGGGCCUCUCUGUAGGGGCAUGGCUGGUGAGGAGGUCUGGGUACCUCCUCAAUGGCUCUCAGGGGCCUUUCAUUUCUUUGUGGGGGGGGCAGAGAGGCAGGGGGCGUAGAAGAUGGGGCUUUAUGCUUGUAAAUAUUGAUAGCACUGGCUUCCUCCAAAGUCCCAAUACUCUAGCCCCGCUCUCUUCCCCUCUCUCUGUCCCCCAUUUUCCAGGGGGUUUAUGGUCAGGGCUCCCCAACAUGAGUUGGGUUAAUUCCAAGGGCAGCCAGCAGGCCUGGGUAGAGGCCGUGAAAGCCCUUGCCUUCCUUCUUUCCACCUCCUUCUCCAGGCCUGGUUAACCUUCCGUUGCCAGCUUCUUACCCUCCAUCCUGUUUUGGCAGCAACGGGGUGGUUCUCCCCUUAUAUCCUGUGCAGGUGGGGAGAGAAGCUGGGCCCAGUUUGGCCAUGCCUGCUGGCAUAGACGCCUUAACGCUGUGUGUGUGACUGUGUGACUGUGUGGGAGCCUGACUGGCAGGCCGUGAGCUGCCCUGUGGCAUCUCCAGGUGUUUGUAGCAAAUGGCCACUUAGUGCUUUGUCCUGGACUCCACUCGGCCUGAGGAUGGGGAAUAGAAAAGAAGGGCAGCCGCUGUGGGGAUUAGAUUUCCUCUCCAGACAUGUCAAGAGGUCUCUGAAGCUCCUCCCCACACUGUGAUGUCCCUGACUGCCCUGCUGUCUCACAAGCAGCAUCAAGGAAGCUGCUAGUGGGGUGGCUGGGCCAUGUAGCCCAGGGGCCGAGCCAGGCGGAGCCUCCUGGACAGCCUGCCUGCUCCCCCUGGAACUCCCAAGGUGGGACCCAAGAACUGAGGGGAGAGAACAGCCAGAGGUAGGAUGUGUGAAGAAGACAGCCUUUGACCUCCCACUCCCACAUUUCUCUGCUUGUAAAACUUCCUAGCAGCAGUAACGCUGGCUGAGGAGGAGGCUGGGCAGGAGAGCAAAAGCUGCCUUUCUCUUGUCCUGUCCUCCAGCCUCCAAGGGUCGAGUUGGACUCUUCCUGGAAGGGGUGGGCAUCGUUCUCAGCUUGUUUUAUUCCCCACCCACACCCCCAGGCAGGAUUGGAAAUGAAGGACUUUUUUUAACCUUUUUUUUUUUUUUAAAUAAAUCUGUAAAAUCUG
Messenger RNA from Cavia porcellus (domestic guinea pig), 4695 nucleotides. RefSeq names its product polyhomeotic homolog 2 (gene Phc2). Gene Ontology annotation, biological process: negative regulation of DNA-templated transcription. The record is from RefSeq and is a predicted model, not a curated record. Gene Ontology annotation, cellular component: PRC1 complex; nucleus. Gene Ontology annotation, molecular function: zinc ion binding; chromatin binding; histone binding. The coding region runs from base 809 to 3448 and encodes 879 amino acids. NCBI's taxonomy places the organism in Eukaryota, Metazoa, Chordata, Mammalia, Rodentia, Caviidae. The transcript has 17 exons.